Epinephelus moara (kelp grouper) is the source of this 5310-nucleotide messenger RNA. It is a transcript of the gene pygl, whose product is annotated as phosphorylase, glycogen, liver. Gene Ontology annotation, cellular component: cytoplasm. The transcript has 20 exons. NCBI's taxonomy places the organism in Eukaryota, Metazoa, Chordata, Actinopteri, Perciformes, Serranidae. Gene Ontology annotation, molecular function: pyridoxal phosphate binding; glycogen phosphorylase activity. The record is from RefSeq and is a predicted model, not a curated record. Bases 70 to 2631 code for a protein of 853 amino acids. Gene Ontology annotation, biological process: glycogen catabolic process.
CCAUUUUACCUUUCAACUUCACUUUCAACCAGGAAAACCACUGCACAGGUUAGACCUGUUCAUCCAAGCAUGGCGACACCUCUCACCGACCAGGAGAAGCGCAAGCAGAUCAGCAUCAGGGGGAUUGUGGGAGUGGAGAAUGUUGCAGAGCUGAAGAAGGGCUUCAACCGUCACCUGCACUUCACCCUGGUGAAAGACAGGAACAUUGCAACUCCCAGGGAUUAUUACUUUGCCCUGGCUCACACUGUGAGAGAUCACCUGGUGGGGAGAUGGAUCAGGACACAGCAGUUUUACUAUGAAGCAGACCCAAAGAGGGUGUAUUAUCUGUCCCUGGAGUUCUACAUGGGCAGGACGCUCCAAAACACCAUGAUCAACUUGGGGCUGCAGAACGCCUGCGAUGAAGCCAUCUACCAGCUGGGCCUGGACAUGGAGGAGCUGGAGGAGAUGGAGGAGGAUGCAGGUCUGGGGAACGGAGGCCUGGGGAGACUGGCAGCAUGUUUCCUGGAUUCGAUGGCCACCUUGGGUCUUGCAGCGUAUGGUUAUGGCAUUCGAUACGAAUAUGGAAUCUUUAACCAGAAGAUAAGAGACGGCUGGCAGGUGGAGGAGGCAGAUGAUUGGCUGAGGCAUGGAAACCCCUGGGAGAAAGCACGUCCAGAGUACAUGCUGCCAGUUCACUUCUACGGACGAGUAGAGGAGACGAGAGAUGGCUCCAAAUGGGUCGACACUCAGGUUGUUUUGGCGAUGCCCUACGACACGCCCAUCCCCGGCUACAUGAACAACACUGUAAACACCAUGAGGCUGUGGUCCGCUCGUGCCCCCAACGACUUUAACUUGAGAGACUUUAAUGUUGGAGAUUACAUCCAGGCUGUUCUGGACAGAAAUCUGGCCGAGAAUAUCUCCCGUGUCCUCUACCCCAAUGACAAUUUCUUUGAAGGAAAAGAACUUCGUCUGAAGCAGGAGUACUUUGUUGUGGCGGCCACACUCCAAGACAUCAUCCGCCGCUUCAAGACCACUAAGAAGGGCUGCCCUGGCCGAACCUCCUUCGAGAGCUUCCCAGACAAAGUCGCCAUCCAGUUGAAUGACACUCAUCCGGCCAUGGCCAUCCCCGAGCUGAUGAGGAUCUUUGUGGACAUUGAGAAACUCGACUGGGACACGGCCUGGGACCUCACCAGGCGCACUUUCGCCUACACCAACCACACAGUCCUCCCCGAGGCUCUGGAGCGCUGGCCUGUGGAGCUGCUGGAGACUCUCCUGCCCAGACACCUGCAGAUCAUCUACCAGAUCAACCAGGCCCACCUCGACAAAAUCGCAGCUCUCUUCCCAAAGGACAUGGACAAACUGAGGAAGAUGUCUCUGAUUGAGGAAGACGGGUGCAAGAGGGUGAACAUGGCUCACCUGUGCAUCGUGGGAUCUCACGCUGUCAACGGAGUCGCUGAGAUACACUCCAGAAUCAUCAAGAAUGAAGUAUUCCGUGAUUUCAGUGACCUAGAAUCAAGCAAGUUUCAGAACAAAACCAACGGCAUCACUCCCAGACGCUGGCUGCUGCUCUGCAACCCUGGACUGGCUGAGCUCAUCGCCGAGGUCAUUGGGGAGGAUUAUGUGAAGGACCUCAGCCAGCUGCAGAAGCUGAAUGACUUUGUUGAUGACGCUGCCCUCAUCCGUGACAUCUCUAAAGUCAAACAGGACAACAAGGUGAAAUUCGCCCAGUACCUGGAGAAAGAGUACAGAGUGAAAAUCAACCCGUCCUCCAUGUUUGAUGUCCACGUGAAGAGAAUCCACGAGUACAAGCGCCAGCUCCUCAACUGCCUGCACAUCAUCACCAUGUACAACCGCAUCAGAAUGAGACCCAAUGCACCUUUUGUACCACGAACGGUGAUCAUCGGAGGAAAGGCUGCUCCUGGGUAUCACAUGGCGAAGCUGAUCAUCAGGCUGAUCACUGCUGUGGCUGAUGUGGUGAAUAACGACCCUGUGAUUGGAAGCAAGCUAAAGGUCAUCUUCCUGGAGAACUACAGGGUCUCUCUAGCAGAGAAAGUGAUCCCUGCCACAGAUCUGUCCGAGCAGAUCUCCACCGCCGGCACUGAAGCCUCAGGAACAGGAAACAUGAAGUUCAUGUUGAACGGAGCUCUGACCAUCGGCACCAUGGACGGCGCCAACGUGGAGAUGGCCGAGGAGGCAGGAGAGGACAACCUGUUCAUCUUCGGCAUGAGGGUGGAGGACGUGGCUGAAAUGGACAAAAAGGGAUACGAUGCCAUGUCGUACUACAAGAAUAUCCCAGAGCUGAAACAAGUGAUGGACCAGAUCACCAGUGGAUUCUUCAGCCCUAAAAAUCCAGAUCUUUUCAAAGACCUCACUGAAAUGCUCUUUAAAUAUGAUCGUUUCAAAGUGUUUGCAGACUUUGAGGACUACACGAAAUGCCAAGAGAAAGUCAGCAAGCUCUACCAGAACCCAAAGGAGUGGACAAAGAAGGUGAUUAGGAACAUCGCUGCCACAGGAAAGUUCUCCAGCGACAGAACCAUCACAGAAUACGCCACCGAGGUGUGGGGCGUCAAGCCGACCGACCUGAAGAUCCCUCCUCCGAGUGAGCCGAGGGAGGCCAUCGAAGAAACAGUCAGAGCUCUGAAGAAAAUAUGAGGCUGUUUCACAACCGAGGGGCUGCCUUUAUGUUUACAGAUCAUUUACUGUUUCCUUUCCUCGCGCUCUUAACCUUCAAGUCUGAACUUUUUCAAGAACUGUGGGUGUCUCAAAAAUGACAUCUGCACGUUUUCAUUUUCGUAACACUUUUUACUGUCAAACUACCUGAGACAAAGAAUUCGCAUCAUAGAAUUGUCUGUUACAGACCUUUAGCAUCAACAAACACAUUAAACCAAGUGUCAGUGCAGAGACCACAUUUAUUGUUGUCAUUUGUGAAUUCAAAUGGCCUCCAGGCAGGACAAUGCACCAUGCCACACCACAAAAACUGCUCAGGAAUGAUCUGAGAAAUGGAAAAAGAGCUUUUUUUGAGUCCUGUGAGUUGUGAGGUGGGGUACAAGUACAUACCACAGAUGUUUGAUCAGAUUGGGAUACAGGGAAUUUGGAGGCCAGGUUGACGCCUUGAGCUCUUUGUCACAUUCCUCAAGUCAUUGCUGAGCAGUUUUCGUGGUGUGGCAUCACACUGUCAUGCUGGGGGGGGCACUGCUACUUGGGAGUGCCGCUGCCAUAAGUGGGGGUACCUGGUCUGCACUGGUGUUUGUUGUUCAUGUCACCUGUCAGUGGUUUUAAUGUUUUGGCUGAUCGGUGUAUACUUUCCUACUUUUAUUAUGGACCCUACCUUACGACACCAGUUCCCUUCUCUGAUCAUCAAUAAAUGAAACUGUCAAACACCUUUGAUUGUAACACAAUGAUAUUCAGCAUGAGGCCUCACUAAUUGUUUUUGAACACAUAAAUUCCUCUCAAAUCAUGUAAACUGUCUCAUUUGAAACAACUUCUGGAUACUAUUAGGUCCUAUUUGAUUUUUGCUCUGUUCGUGAUUUGAACCGUUUUUGAAGUCGACCAGAUCUUUGAAUUUCAGUGCUUUAAAUUUGGUAAAGAGUGGGUUUAUUGGUUCUCUGUAAGUGCUUUUGUUUACAGUUCUUAUUGCUCUUUUUGUGAAGAAUGAAGAUUGGAUUUGUUUUGGAUUUCUAUGUAUUUCCAGCCACUUCCAAACAGUAAGUUAUAUAUGGGACUAAAACCCUGAUUCCAAAAACGUUGGGGCACUGUGUAAAACGUUAUUAAAAACAGAAUGCAAAGAUUUGCAAAUCUUUUUUGACCUGUAUUUGAUUGAUUAGAGACAAGAUAUUUGAUGUUCAAACUGAUAACAAUCACUGUUUUUUGUAGAUAUAAGCUCAUUCUGAAUUUGAUUUCUGAAACAUGUUCCAAACAUGUUGAGACAGGCGCAACAAAAGACUGUGAAAGUUGUACAAUGUUCAAAAAAACACCUGUUAACACGUUCCACAGGUAAACCACCUGUAGUCCAGACUGGUCUACCAUUGGAAAUGUGUGGCACAUUAUGAGGUGCAAAAUACAUCAGCGGAGACCCAGGUAUGUUUAGCAGCUGAAGUCGCAUAUCAAGCAAGAAUGUGACAGAAAUUCUCUUUUAAAACUUCAACAAUUAGUGUCUUCAGUUCCCAAACAUUUACUGAGUGUUGUUAAAAGAAAAGGUGUUGUAAAACAGUGAUAAACAUGCCCCUAUCCCAACUUUUUUGGCAUCAAAUUCAGAAUGAGUGUAUAUGAGUGUCUUUGGACUGUAUUCAAUUAAAAAAUAGGUCAAAAAGAUUUGCAAGGCAUUACAUUCUGUUUUUAUUUCAGUUUUAAACAGCAUCCCAGCUUUUGGGGAAUUGGGGUUGUAUAAAGAAACAGUAUAAGAUGACGUUUAAUUUAGAAGAUCUUUGACUUUAUAUAAUAGUAGUUUAUUAGUUAUUAUAAUAGUUUAUUGUCUAUUAGAGUUAAAAAAAAAUAAUUAUGGACACUUUCGGUUUCUACUUCAUUUAUCAUGAGGUUCUUGUUUUUGUUAGUUAAAUGAUUCCCAAAUAUUAUAAAUUUCAUUUUAUUUAAAUUCAGUGUUAGCAUAUUAGUUUGUUAGAAUUAAAACAGCUCUUUGGCAUUUUCCUUUAUUUCCCUGCUGUAUCCAAAUGUUGUUCCAAGUCCUUACCACAACAAAAUAAAUCAGUAUCAUCUGCAAAUAAUGUUGUUUUCAGUAUCUUAGAGACCUCACAUAUAUCAAUUAUAUCAUUUAAAAUAAACAACAAUGGUCCCAAUAUGGAGCCCUGGGGAACUCCAUAAGUAAUAUUUAGUAGUUGUGAUUUGAAGUUAUUUAUUUGGACAUACUGGUCCCUAUUGUCCAGGUAGUGCUAACCCUCUCAUGCCUAUCUCAUUUGUUUUUAAUUUAUUUAAUAAUAAUUCAUGGUCAACAUUGUCAAAUGUUUUUUUUCUUUCUAGAAAUUCUCCUAUUGCAUCUAUUGCAUAUUCUUUCUUUUAUAUUGCAUUUGUUAUUUCCUCCACAAAAUCCAUUAGUGCAAAUGAGACUGUCCUCUUAGCUCUUAACCCAUGUUGCUGUUCACACAGUAUAUUAUGUUUAGUGAGUAAUUCAUUUGAUCUUUUAUAGAUUUUUCAGUAUUUUUCAGUGUAUAGAAACUGUGGAAGUAAGUGCAGUAGAAUGUCAGUAACUGAACACUGAACUAAACCAAAUUGUAAGUCACAUUCCUGCUUCAUCUACUGAGUGACAACGCCUGUGUAUCCUCCAGGCAGGAGAUUUGUAUGUGUCUGUGUCAAUGAAACUUUGCUGAGGAAAGAUAA